Molecule: messenger RNA, 1584 nt
Organism: Rhizoctonia solani
Lineage: Eukaryota; Fungi; Basidiomycota; Agaricomycetes; Cantharellales; Ceratobasidiaceae
Product: Fungal Zn(2)-Cys(6) binuclear cluster domain
Exons: 6
Coding region: 1-1584 (527 amino acids)
Biological process (GO): regulation of DNA-templated transcription
Molecular function (GO): DNA-binding transcription factor activity, RNA polymerase II-specific; zinc ion binding
Source: RefSeq, a predicted model, not a curated record
AUGCAGAAAAAGGUAAAGCGACGGAAAAAAUGUGACCAGUCCAAGCCAUCCUGCAAUAGUUGCCUGAAGGGUGGAUAUGAAUGUUUGGGGUACGACUACAACCACCCUCGGGUCAAGAUACACCGGGAUCAUUCUGAUGCUUCUCCCAUAACUAUAUUGCCAUCAGAUUGUCUUACAACUGGAUUACCCAAUAAUUCGCAAGAUACAACCGACGCGAGGAGAGAUCAUGUCUUGACGCGUUCCAUCCUUGGAGCCGCCCUGCGUUACAGAGCCCGCGGUUCCGAACCCACUCCGGCUACAGAUAAUAGCCUAGCCGAAGGCUCUUUACGCGAUUUCAACCGCUCAUGGCCACAGGACCAGAGCCAAUCAGUCACAUACUCGGUCCCGUCGACACACCAGCCCGCCUUUGCCAGGUCGUCAUCGAGUGAAGCUCCAAGGGCGAGAAACACGGAAGAUACCCUGAUAGAAGAGAUCGGAGUUGUCUAUAGGUCAAUACCUCCCUCGAUAUAUGAUAUGCAAACUGUCAGAGAGGAUCACUUUGCGCGCGUUGCUAGGGAGUACGCUUUGAAGGCUUACAACUUGUGGUUCUUGUCCUCUCUACCCAAAAUUCGUGACUGGAUAAUGAACCAGACGAGAGGGAGAAGGACUGUGCACGUGAUGUACUUUGGAGCAACAACGCUUCAGCUGCUCAGUCAGGACCCCCAGAAUAGUAGUGCAAUAAUCAAAAGACAGGUUGACUGGAUUGAUAGGUAUGGCCAGAAGCUUGCUACCGAUGUUUGUGGGAACUCGCCACCGAGCGACAUGAUAGACUGUUUUAAUGCCUAUCUUGAGCUCAUGCACGUGUUAGUAAACUAUGUGAUACUGGAUGGCAUUUCAGCAUACGCUCUACUGCGUACUGCCCUGCCUAGGUUUCUGUCACUCGUUACAGAUGAGCCUAGCCUAUUGGUCGACCAACCCAAUGGAAGCUUGGCGAUUUCAUUUAUCCGUAUAAUUCGUUCUCCCCGGCAUGAGCUUGCAAGAUUUGUCGGAAACAAUGUUACACUGUCAUUUCUGUUCGGUGUGCCACCUCUGGCGGAGUAUGCUUAUGAAAGCGCAUGUGAUCAUGGCCAGCUUGAGUGGUUACAUGGAGUAUCCAUCCCACUCUUUCAGAUCAUCUCACAGGUCAACUCGUGGAGAGCUAGGUCAAAAGUCUUCCUGGAGGACUGGCAAACACUGGAGCAGCGUGCUCUGGCAUGGCGAUCGCCUUACGAUACGUCAAAUGGGCCUUUUGUUCCUGAGAGUGGUAGUUCGGAGAUGGCUGCUGUACGAGAAGGCUGGAGAUAUGUGGUGCUGAUAUACAUAUACAUGCUCAAACCACCUGCUAAGGUAGCCCCUCUGAAGGCUGGCGUAGCAGCGCGGCUGGAAAGACAACGCGCUGUCGUGUGCAAGAAGCUUUUUUUAAUUACGGGCUCGCAUCCUUGGGCUCCUGAGGGACCACAGCUCGGUCUUUUUCUGUAUCGUUUAUGGCAUAGUGCGGGUGCAGGAGGAGGGCCAGUUACAUGGGAUGACUAUGUGCAGUCGAGGCAAGCAGUUGCUCCGAUCUAA